AUGAACCCCCUCAUUUUCACCAACGCUUUUGCAUCACUUCACAUCGGUGUCAAAGAAUGCUUUUGCGGCAAACCGACUAUCGAAGAUCAUGAUUUCUGCUUUUGCUCUCCUGAAUGUGCUCGCGCGGAUUCCUUGCGCGCCCUAGGCGGUCAAGGUGACUGCCAUUAUCGCGACGUCAUGCAGAGAGCAUAUGCCAACUCGGAUAUUCCAAAGCAUGGGCUAUUAAGGCCUAAGUCGGCGCACCAGCUUCGCAGUGCUUCAACCUCGAGGCAUAUCUCCGUGACAGAGCAUGCUAUGCUUCAACCCGAUAGAAUGAAGCCCUUGCCCACAAUUCCAGAGUCGCGGAACGAAUCCGUUGAUGGACGACAAUCCCGUCUUCGGACCUUCAAGCGCUCCUUGCAGUCUAAAGCAGGGCUUAACAAGAGUAUUUCUAAUUCGAUCGUUGCUCUUUUCCGCAAAAAACAGGCUUCCAAGCCUGAUGCGAAGAUUCGAAGAGAACCAUCGGUAACUGGAGCGGUCUUACAAGAAAUAGAAGAGGAGGAAGAGGAGGAAGAGGAAGAGGAAGAAGAAGAGGUCGCUUUGGAGAGACGUCUGAACCACACGGAGGAUAGGUCAAAGUCCCCUACCUCGGUUCACCAUCAAGUUAGACAGACGACAGCUAUUCGGCAAUCACGUAUCGUUCGUCGCUCGGCUUCGUUCGCAGGCUUGGACAACGGCAAGAGGGGAUCUGUGAUGGAAGCAGUGUCCCAACUUCGUCAAGCGUGGAACGAGAUGGAUGACUUUAUGCCGGACUUUGAUGAGAGGUCAGACGAUGAGGAUUGGUGA
Molecule: messenger RNA, 825 nt
Organism: Suillus bovinus
Lineage: Eukaryota; Fungi; Basidiomycota; Agaricomycetes; Boletales; Suillaceae
Exons: 2
Coding region: 1-825 (274 amino acids)
Source: RefSeq, a predicted model, not a curated record